AUGGACGCUUACACUAACGGCCAACCGUGGCUUACUUAUGGAUUGGUAGGCAGAAAGCACUGCUUAUCGCUAGGCCGAUUAUCUCAUCCGGACAAGCGCAUGCGACAAGAGCUGGAUUGCAAUCUCCAAGCGGCCAGCAGACCAAAUCUGAAUCUGGCUAAUCCUCCGAAUGCAGAUAUGCUGAGUCAAAGCCUUUUUGAUCAGCGCGAAACUCAGAUCAGCCAUGGAGCCUGUCUCUCAAUCCCUUCAGAGGCAAACAACACCAACGCCUGGAUCGACUUGAGAAUGUAG
This is a messenger RNA of Protopolystoma xenopodis, 291 nucleotides long. The record is from the annotation of a GenBank genome assembly. NCBI's taxonomy places the organism in Eukaryota, Metazoa, Platyhelminthes, Monogenea, Polystomatidea, Polystomatidae.